UGCCGAACAAACUCCAAGCUGGUGUCCCAAGUGAGCAGUCGCGCGCCCAAGAACUGGAGUCACCAUGGCCGCAGGAGUUGCAGCCUGGCUGCCCUUUGCCAGGGCUGCAGCCAUCGGAUGGAUGCCCGUAGCCAACUGCCCCAUGCCCUUAGCCCCGGCGGAUAAGAACAAGCGGCAGGAUGAGCUGAUCGUGCUCAACGUGAGUGGACGACGGUUCCAGACGUGGAGGACCACGCUGGAGCGCUAUCCGGACACGCUGCUGGGCAGCACGGAGAAGGAGUUCUUCUUCAACGAGGACACCAAAGAAUACUUCUUUGACCGGGACCCAGAAGUGUUCCGCUGCGUACUCAACUUCUACCGCACGGGGAAGCUGCAUUACCCGCGCUACGAGUGCAUCUCAGCCUACGACGACGAGCUGGCCUUCUAUGGGAUCCUCCCCGAGAUCAUCGGAGACUGCUGCUACGAGGAGUACAAAGACCGCAAGCGGGAGAACGCCGAGCGCCUCAUGGACGACAACGACUCUGAGAACAACCAGGAGUCCAUGCCCUCGCUCAGCUUCCGCCAGACCAUGUGGCGGGCCUUCGAGAACCCGCACACCAGCACCCUGGCGCUGGUCUUCUAUUACGUGACCGGCUUCUUCAUCGCCGUCUCGGUCAUCACCAACGUGGUGGAGACGGUGCCCUGUGGCACGGUCCCGGGGAGCAAGGAGCUGCCCUGCGGAGAGCGCUACUCCGUGGCGUUCUUCUGCCUGGACACGGCCUGCGUCAUGAUCUUCACCGUGGAGUACCUGCUCCGGCUCUUCGCGGCGCCCAGCCGCUACCGCUUCAUCCGCAGCGUCAUGAGCAUCAUCGACGUGGUGGCCAUCAUGCCCUAUUACAUCGGCCUGGUCAUGGCCAACAACGAGGAUGUGUCCGGGGCCUUCGUCACGCUCCGGGUCUUCCGCGUCUUCAGGAUCUUCAAGUUCUCGCGCCACUCCCAGGGCCUGCGCAUCCUGGGCUACACCUUGAAGAGCUGCGCCUCGGAACUUGGCUUCCUCCUCUUCUCCCUCACCAUGGCCAUCAUCAUCUUCGCCACUGUGAUGUUUUAUGCCGAGAAGGGUUCCUCUGCCAGCAAGUUCACGAGCAUCCCAGCUUCUUUUUGGUACACCAUUGUCACCAUGACCACCCUGGGCUAUGGUGACAUGGUGCCUAAGACAAUCGCAGGAAAGAUCUUCGGCUCCAUCUGCUCCCUCAGUGGCGUCCUGGUCAUCGCCCUGCCAGUCCCUGUGAUUGUUUCCAACUUUAGCAGGAUUUAUCACCAGAAUCAGAGAGCCGAUAAACGCAGGGCACAGAAGAAAGCCCGCCUUGCCAGGAUCCGAGUGGCCAAGACAGGAAGUUCCAAUGCCUACCUGCACAGCAAGCGCAAUGGGCUCCUCAAUGAGGCUCUGGAGCUGACGGGUACUCCAGAAGAGGAGCAUAUGGGCAAAAGCACCUCUCUUAUUGAGAGCCAGCACCAUCACCUGCUGCACUGCCUAGAAAAGACCACUGGAUUGUCCUAUCUUGUGGAUGAUCCCCUGUUAUCUGUACGAACCUCCACCAUCAAGAACCAUGAGUUCAUUGAUGAGCAGAUGUUUGAGCAGAACUGCAUGGAGAGCUCAAUGCAGAACUACCCAUCCACAAGAAGCCCUUCACUGUCCAGCCAUCCUGGCCUCACUACCACCUGCUGUUCGCGUCGCAGUAAGAAAACCACACAUCUACCCAAUUCUAACCUGCCAGCCACCCGCCUGCGCAGCAUGCAAGAGCUCAGCACCAUCCACAUCCAGGGCAGCGAGCAGCCGUCCCUCACUACCAGUCGCUCCAGCCUUAAUUUGAAAGCAGACGACGGACUGAGACCAAACUGCAAAACAUCCCAGAUCACCACAGCCAUCAUCAGCAUCCCCACUCCCCCAGCGCUAACCCCAGAAGGGGAAAGUCGGCCACCCCCUGCCAGCCCAGGCCCCAACACGAACAUUCCUUCCAUAGCCAGCAACGUUGUCAAGGUCUCUGCCUUGUAAA
Messenger RNA from Dipodomys ordii (Ord's kangaroo rat), 2033 nucleotides. It is a transcript of the gene Kcnd3, whose product is annotated as potassium channel, voltage gated Shal related subfamily D, member 3. Gene Ontology annotation, molecular function: A-type (transient outward) potassium channel activity; protein binding. The transcript has 7 exons. The record is from RefSeq and is a predicted model, not a curated record. Gene Ontology annotation, biological process: protein homooligomerization; potassium ion export across plasma membrane. NCBI's taxonomy places the organism in Eukaryota, Metazoa, Chordata, Mammalia, Rodentia, Heteromyidae. The coding region runs from base 65 to 2032 and encodes 655 amino acids. Gene Ontology annotation, cellular component: voltage-gated potassium channel complex; membrane; neuronal cell body.